Messenger RNA from Exophiala viscosa, 1046 nucleotides. RefSeq names its product isochorismatase family hydrolase. The transcript is spliced from 3 exons. The record is from RefSeq and is a predicted model, not a curated record. Bases 258 to 962 code for a protein of 234 amino acids. Lineage: Eukaryota; Fungi; Ascomycota; Eurotiomycetes; Chaetothyriales; Herpotrichiellaceae.
UUAAACUUUCCGCUUUCCGGGCGCCCUCCAGUGAUCAUCCCUUGCCAAUAUCAACCGACUCCUCGCCUGUGAGAUCACAAGGCAGAUCUAUUGUUUGAUCUGUCUUCUCCCUUCAUCAAGGAAGUUGCUGCAGCCUCGGCCAGCAUCAGGAAGCGUCGAGACUCCUGACAGCUGUUGACAGAAGUGAACCGUUCUGCCCUCUUUCUGUCCAAUUCAGUGGUCAAAACCGCGAACAAAGCAAUCCCUAAAGCAUCACCAUGUCUUUUAAACCGGCUCUCAUUGUUGUCGACAUGCAGAAUGACUUCUGUCCACCUGAUGGAUCUCUGGCCAUUUCUGGUGGCAAGGACAUCGUCCCCUUGAUCAACCGACUUGUGGCAUCGCCGGUGUUUGUGUUGAAAAUUGCGACUCAGGACUGGCAUCCUCAAGAUCAUGUAUCAUUCGCUACAAACCAUCCCGCUCCAAACAACAAACCGUAUAAGUCUUUCAUCGAUGUCGAAAAUAUUGUCGGCAAUAAACCUGAGCAAACGAUGAAACAACGACUGUGGCCUGUUCAUUGCGUUCAACAUACUAAAGGUGCUGAUAUCAUCGGAGAGAUUGACCAAUCCAAAAUCGACAUCAUCGUCAAGAAAGGGAUGGACUCCAGGGUUGAAAUGUAUUCCGCUUUCACAGACUCCUUUGGCAACCUGACUGCUGGGAGUGGUGGCGUGAAUAUUGACCUUGGCGAGGCGUUGAAGACUCAACAAAUCACCCAUUGUUUUGUCGUUGGCCUUGCUGGAGACUACUGUGUCAAGGACACAGCUUUGGGCUCUGCAAGGGCCGGGUUCGUCACUUAUUUGGUCGAAGACGCCCAGAAAUGUGGAAAUCCUGAAGGCUGGUCAGAGGUCAAGGCUGAACUCUUAAAGGGCUCCGUAGCUGUCAUCAACUCUGCCAGCGAAGAAGCUCGACGAGUGCUUGAAGGCUAGCAGCAGGUUGACCAUUCACCAGGUUGGAAGCCUGGGACAAUACUCUUGCGAAAUUUCAAUCUCACCACUUGAACGUCCCCUGCC